AUGCGAUUAGGAAUCCAAUCGUUAUAUCAGGAAUUUGCGGACGUUCUCGAAUCCGACAGCGCAGUGCUCUGCCGGAGCCUAGUGCAGAAAAUCCGCCCUUCGGGGGAUGAUGGCUUUGGUCCGGUGUCUCAAAGGACCUGGCGAUUCGAAAAUUGGAUGAGCAAUGAUGCCGAGUUUAUAAUCCGCCUUACUGAAGCUGGCUUCUGUCCUCGGAGCUUCUAUUUCCUCCGUAAGCGAUUAGGGAAGUGCCUACGAGAGCUCCUGAAGCGGCAUGUGGACGAACUUCGCAUUGAAGUGCCCCUCUCAACAUACGCGUUCUGCAUUGCUGACCCAUACGGAGUCUUAAAGGAGGAUGAAGUUCAUUUUGGCUUUUCGAACAUCUGGCGCGAUGGAAAGGGGCAAUAUGAAGAUAUUCUACUAGAUGACAUUGAUGUCCUCGUCGGCCGUCUUCCCGCCCAUCUGCCCUCUGAUAUCCAACGCCGGAAGGCAGUGUGGAAUACAAAGCUACGACAUUUCAAAGACGUAAUUGUCUUUCCCAGUGUUGGCAACAUACCGUUGGCACAUAUGCUCUCUGGUGGUGACUACGAUGGCGAUACACCUUGGAUUUGCUGGGACCAGAACGUCGUCCAAAACUUCAACAAUUCUAAGUUGCCAGAUACAGAGUUUCCACCGGAGUAUUACGGACUCACCAAGUACGCUGUAGACAUGGAACACAUCCAAUCCAUGGAUGAGUUCCUCCAGAGCUCAUUCACAUUCAAUUUGACCCUGUCAAACCUAGGUCGCUGUACCGUGGAGCAUGAGAUGAUCGCCUACGACGAGGAGUCAAUCGACUCAGACAAAGCGAAGGAACUCGCCUGUCUCCUCAGUCACCUAGUCGACGGCCGCAAAGCAGGAGUCCACCUAUCCGAACAAGCAUGGCGGCAAUAUCGCAAGAAGAUCAGCCCCCGGGCACGCGAACUUCCCGCAUACAAGAAGCCCGGCCGGAGACCCAAGAAAUCCAACAUCAUCGAUUAUCUCCGGUUCGAAGUCGCCACGCAGGAGCGGGACAAGAUGCUUACCAAGCUCGAGGCAGAAUUUCCAGAAGAGGAGGCAUCCUUCCGCAAAGACGAAGACCUGACACGGCCCUGGCGUACGAUCCGCGAAAAGAUCAAGAACGAAGGCCAACGCGGUCAGCUAUUCGCCGCCGCUAAGGGCAUAAGAGAAAAGAUCAGAAAACUCUACAUCCAAUGGAACAUGGCUAUUUCCCGAAGUCAGGACUCAUUCUCCCCUCACGCGCUGGACGCUGCAGGAGAGGCCAGAUCCAUUCCUCCCCCGGAAGGCGAUCACCCUUUGAUACUGGUCUGGCAGCACUGCCGUGACGUAUGGCUCCGGGUCCUUGCAUCUUACACAUAUAACGAAUAUCCGCGCGCCAGCUUCGUUAUGCAUGCCUUUGGCGAGGUCCUCUGCCAGAUCAAAUCGAGCAACCUACCGGCACGAUCAGUGACGUCGGAGAUUCUUUCUUGCUACCGUGUCAAUCAGAAGGUGGUUGCUCAGCUUACCGCACAGGAUGUGGUUGAGGAAGGUGAAGAGAGGCUAGACGGGGAAGAUGAAUAUGAGGGGCACGAAGCGAUUGAAGCGAUGCAUUUUGGGAUGCGGUCGUCUGGCGGGUACUUUGAUCCGGAUGAUUGCUUGUCUGUGGAGUGA
Messenger RNA from Aspergillus tubingensis, 1683 nucleotides. Its product is annotated as RNA-directed RNA polymerase. The record is from RefSeq and is a predicted model, not a curated record. The transcript has a single exon. Lineage: Eukaryota; Fungi; Ascomycota; Eurotiomycetes; Eurotiales; Aspergillaceae. Gene Ontology annotation, molecular function: RNA-directed RNA polymerase activity. The coding region runs from base 1 to 1683 and encodes 560 amino acids. Gene Ontology annotation, biological process: siRNA processing. Gene Ontology annotation, cellular component: nuclear RNA-directed RNA polymerase complex.